This is a messenger RNA of Silurus meridionalis, 2064 nucleotides long. RefSeq names its product deoxyguanosine kinase (gene dguok). The record is from RefSeq and is a predicted model, not a curated record. Bases 234 to 1175 code for a protein of 313 amino acids. Gene Ontology annotation, molecular function: deoxynucleoside kinase activity. Lineage: Eukaryota; Metazoa; Chordata; Actinopteri; Siluriformes; Siluridae. Gene Ontology annotation, cellular component: mitochondrion; cytoplasm. The transcript has 7 exons.
CUUUUUUUUUUUUUAAUGACGUUUGAACAAAAAUCUAAUGACCCGGAUGCACUUUUUCUACGUACAAUUUGCUCACGUGGUCACGUUUACCAUUGAGUCGCCUGUCAGUUGUUUGACGCAUGCGCAGAACUGCCUGUGAUUCCUCGUGUAACUGUAGCUAUGUUGUGGACUGGAGUCUGAGCAGACGCUGUAUUUUCUGGACACUUGACCUGAGCGAGGUGUAAUUUAAAGUCAUGUCUGCUCACUGCGCGCUCUUUAGGCGCAUGUUACAGCCUGUGACUGCUGAUCUGAAACUGGUCGUCCGGCUCUCACGGUUUCUCAGCGCAGGCGGUUUCUCUGAUUGCAGGAGAAACGCAAACACGCGGUUAGAGGGAGUUAAAGAUCCACAGCGCUUCCUUCAACACUCAUCCCAACACCAUUCAACCCAUAAAGCGAUGGAUGCAACAUCACGUGUAAAGAGGGUUUCUAUUGAGGGCAACAUUGCGGUUGGGAAGUCCACUUUUGCAAGAUUGCUGAGCAAUGCAGGACAAACCUGGGAGGUCACACCUGAACCUGUAAGCAAAUGGCAAAAUGUUGAAGAGGCGACUUCACAACUAAAACAGCUGGGGCCGUCUCCGCAGCAGUCUGCCAGUAACCUAUUGCAAAUGAUGUAUGAAGACCCCAAACGUUGGUCCUACACCUUUCAGACAUUUUCCUUUAUGAGUCGCAUGCGCAUGCAGCUGCAGCCGCCUUCGGUGAGAGACAGUUCUGUACAGGUGUAUGAACGUUCCAUCUACAGUGACAGAUAUAUUUUUGCUCAGAACAUGUUUGAGCUAGGCAGUAUAAACUCCACAGAGUGGGCUGUUUAUCAGGAUUUCCAUUCCUUUCUUGUUGAGCAGUUUGGUCCUAAGGUACAGCUGGAGGGAAUUAUAUACCUUAGAGCACCACCACAGACCUGCAUGGAGCGUUUGGGCCGCCGAGGAAGAGAAGAGGAGCAGGGAAUACAGCUGGACUACCUUGAGACACUACAUAAGCAGCAUGACAACUGGCUCAUAAGCAAAUGUACAACGGUUCACUUUGAUCACCUGAAAAAUAUUCCAGUUCUGGUUCUGGAUGGCAGUCAGGAGUUUGAGAAUGACUCUGAGAUACAGACCAAGUUUCUAACAGAGGUCACAAGCUUCCUAAAGGAAUUAUGAAUAUCAAAGGAAAGGACCAAACACAACCCUCAGACCUCUGGACCAUCCACUGUUUGUAUUAAUACAGUUUGUGUUAGCUUUGAAAUUGUUGAUCUGCAUGACAAACUCACAGAUCUUUAAAUUAUUUUCAUCUGUAAAACCCAGUCAACACUAGAAACACUGUAGUGUAUUUUGUAUACUAUUGUUACGAAGUUCUGAAGUGUGAAAGCACUUUUUUGGAAAACCAUAUGUAGGUUAUAAUUUACACAUCUACUGUCUGCAUGUUUCAGGGAGGAAAAACGUACAAAAAUGCACACAUGAAAUUAGAAUAAACCCGGUUGCACAUGUGCACAUCCUUAUAAUUAAAUGCAUUGUGACUAAUUUCAGAAUUAGUCAAUCAUUCUCAUACACAUGCGCAUAAAUAAUUAUCAUAAAGCUGUCAUCAAUUAAGUGAAUCCUGUUAAGCUCAAAUAAAGAUCAGCGGUUCCUAUAGGAUUUAUUAAUUUUAUCUGGCUGCUUAUGCUAUGAUCUUCAAAAUGCUCACAAAUCAGGUACAUGAUUUUAUAUUUAAAGUUAUUUGUCAGUAAACACUUACUGAAGAAUUCCGAAAAAGCUGGAACAUUGUGAAGGCAAUGAUCAACAAGCAGAGUAAAAUGGAAAGCAUAGUGACCUCACCACCGUCUAUCCAAAAUACGUGCCAAAAAGAAGAAAACCUACCAGGGAGGCUGCCAAAAGACCUACAGCAACAUUAAAGAAGCUACAGGAACAUCUGGCAACCUUUGGUCACCUCCUGCAUACAACAAUUAUCAAUUACAUUCUUCCUGUCUGGGUUAUGAGGUGUUCUGUUCAUGUUCUUAUAUGUAUGUAAUGGUUUUUAAUGUAAUUACAAGUUAUUAUGAUUACAUAAUUA